Molecule: messenger RNA, 2151 nt
Organism: Aphis gossypii (cotton aphid)
Lineage: Eukaryota; Metazoa; Arthropoda; Insecta; Hemiptera; Aphididae
Exons: 4
Coding region: 1-2151 (716 amino acids)
Molecular function (GO): protein dimerization activity
Source: RefSeq, a predicted model, not a curated record
AUGAAAAGUAAUUUUGCUGCAUUUCCUGAAAUAGUGUUUUUGGAUGAUACUUAUAAGUUAUUAAAUUUCAAUGGUGUUGUGUAUUUAUUUUUGGUAGAAGAUUCAGUUGGAAGUUCAGAAAUAGCAGUUGUAGGUAUAUUGGUUGGUGAACUCAAAGAAUAUAUUGAUUGGCUUAUUUCUUCAUUUAAAAUAAAAAAUGAAAACAGUAAUUUAAUAAACUCAUUUAUGACAGAUAAAGAUGAGAAUAUGAGAAAUGUUUUAAAUUAUCAUUUUCCUGUAGCAAAUCUUACUUUAUGCAGGUUUCAUGUAUUUCAAAUUUUUAAAAGAGAAAUAAAUACAAACAAAUUAGGUAUAAGCUCAUAUGAGGAAUCUUUAUCUAGAGAAUACUUACAAAAAAUUUCUUAUUCUCAAUCUUUUGAAGAAUAUGACACAACCUAUGGUAUAAUGAUUGAUAUUUUACCUUCACAAGUAAUGCAAUAUUAUAAUAUAAAUUGGCAUCCUAUUAAAAAACAAUGGGUUGAUGGAUUCAUAUGUAACAAUUUUUUGAACUUUACCAAUAAUCGAACUGAAUCACUUAACCGCAAUCUCAAAUCCAUCAUUAAAAAAUUAAGUUCACUUCAAGAAUUUCUUGAAUACUUUUUUGUGGAAUUACAAGUUGAAAGAACUGAAAGAGAUCACCGAGCUAUCAAAACAAUUCAUAAAUUGCCAGUAAUAAAUUCAGCAAUUGCUCCUAUUAAAAUAUACUCAAAUAUUUUAACUCAGUUUGCUUUUAACCAUCUAGAAAAGGAAUAUUUAGCUAGUGUCGACUUGAAGAAUAAUUCUGAUGUAAAUUUUAAUGUCACUGUAUUGAAAUAUUCUUGCAAUUUCAAUCGUAAUAUGGGAUUGCCAUGCAGACAUAUUUUUAAAAUGAGAAUUGAUAAUAAAUUGGACAUUUUUGAUGAAAAAUUAUGUUUACCGAGAUGGACAAAGAAAUAUUUGCUAGAAACACAAAACUCAUUUCAACCAUUAAAUAAUAAAGAUAACUUGCAUGAAAGUAUAAUACGAGUAACACCUAAUCUACGCACCCCUAAGUCAACAUUUGAAAAAUAUAAACAUGCUUCAUCAUUUACCAAUAGACUUUCUCAGCUAAUUUCAGAAGUUAGUCAAAAAGCUUUUAAUCAUAGAAUUGGUAUUGUGAAACAAAUGUUGAAAAUAUGGGAAAGCAAUAAAGAAUUUAUUAUAUUGCCAAUCAAAGAAAUAUUAAAUAUCAUAAAUUGCUUAUCGAUUAACCUGCAAUCAACUACUCUUGAUAUAAAACGUUGUACAUUAUUAAUUAAUGCAACAAAACAACAAAUAUUAGAGUUACGUAAUGAUGAGAAGUUUUUUGAAUUAUAUGAGCAAUCAUUGGUUAUUGCUCAAAAUUCUAAAAUACCUACGCCAUCAAGUGAUAAUUUGUCAUCAUCAAAUAGAACACGACGAAAUUCAAAUACUUUAGUCGAUUAUUAUGUAACUAUUAGCACUGGUAAAAGAAUAGCUUAUUUAUCUGAUGACAUGAAAACAGAACAAAAAAGAAUAUUUUUUAAUAUUUUAGACGUAAUAUAUUUCGAACUAAACCGACGUUUUAAUAUAAAUGAUGAUAUGUAUGCAACUUUAGAAGCUUUAGACCAAAAUUCAUCAACAUUUUUAGACAAAGUAAAAAAAUACAAAGUUGGAUUUGAAGAAUUAACAAAAACUAUUGAAAAUCUUUUGGUAGUUCCAGUAUCUAGUGCCUCAGCAGAAAGGAGUUUCUCGACGAUGAAAAGAGUAAAAACAUAUUUAAGAUCAACGAUGACAAGUAGCAGACUAAAUAAUUUAACUUUGCUGUCAAUUGAGAGAGAAAUAAGUGGAAAUUUUAUAGAAAAUCCAUCUGCUUGGGUUAUUGGUUACUUUAAAGAAGAGCACAAGUAUUCAGUGAUUCCUGUUAACUGGGUAUCAUCUGUUACAUCAAAUGGUAUUCCAGAAUACAUGUGUAAGUGGCCUUCAAAACAAAGGGUUACAACAAUGAUGUUGAUGAAAGUAGAUAAACCAUCUGCAGAUUGGAAGUCAUACCCUGUCAAAGUUAUUGAACGAAUCGGUACGAUAUUUAUUUUUCUAUUACAAAAUAAACGAUUAUCUACAUAUUCUACAUCAUAA